This is a messenger RNA of Mesorhabditis belari, 1881 nucleotides long. The record is from the annotation of a GenBank genome assembly. Lineage: Eukaryota; Metazoa; Nematoda; Chromadorea; Rhabditida; Rhabditidae.
AUGUUCGCCGGCUUUCUGGAUUUGGCUCGAAAAGAUGUGGAGAUUCCGAAGAAUGCCCCAAAAGAGUACACGAGGGAAUUAAACGCGCAAUUCAUCGAAAAAUACGUGAGAAAUAAAGAGGAUUACGAGUUCGUCAUGGCGGAACCACUUCGAAUGAGCGGAAUCUAUUGGUGUACGUCGGCGUUGGAUUUAAUGAAUGCGCUGGAUCGAUUGAAUCGACAAGAAAUUCUGGAAUAUCUUCGUGAAUGUCGACGAGAUGAUGGUGGGUAUGCACCGGCUCCAAAACACGAUAGCCAUCUUCUUCACACUUUGUGUGCUGUUCAAAUUCUCAUUAUUUUCGAUGCACUGGACGAAUGUGAUAAAGAAGCUGUGGCAAAAUAUGUGAAAAGUCGACAAAAGGAGGAUGGAUCAUUUGAUGGAGAUGUCUCCGGAGAGAUUGACACGCGAUUUUCACUCUGUGCUUUGGCCACACUUUAUCUACUUGAUUGUUUGAAUGUCAUUGAUGAAGAAAAAGCUGUUCAAUUUGUACUUCAAUGCCAAAAUUUUGAUGGUGGUUUUGGAACACGGCCAGGUUCAGAAAGCCAUGCGGGACAAGUUUAUUGCUGCGUGGGCGCUUUAGCAAUAGCCGGUCGAUUGGAAGAAAUUGAUGUGGAUAAAACAGCAAUGUGGUUAGCACAAAGACAAUGUGAAAGUGGUGGAUUGAAUGGAAGACCCGAGAAGUUGCCCGAUGUAUGUUAUGGAUGGUGGGUGCUGGCUUCGUUAGCGAUUCUAAGAAGACUCGAUUGGAUCGACAAAGAUAAACAAAUAUCUUUUAUUUAUGCUUGUCAAGACGAGGAAGGUGGAUUUGCUGAUCGACCUGGAGAUUGCCCGGAUCCAUUUCACACGGUUUUUGGCUCAGCAGCUCUUUCACUCUUUGGUUGUGAGCAACUUCUUGAAGUCGACCCGAUCUUCUGUGAAAUGCCGGAUCAAAUAGAAGAAGUCGACGAGGCUCAACUCCUGAACACGUUGAAAGAAAUGCCCAGCGCCGAACACUCUUUGACGCCGCUUGAAUUGUCGGCAUUUGAUGAUUGUGCCACAGCCCUUGUCGUCGACUCGAUUCUUGGCUUUCAAACGCACAAAAUGUUCAAAAGGACUCGUUACUUAAAAAACGAAAAUGGACGUGCGAUCGAAAUAAUGCGCAAAUUUCGACAGGAACAAAAUUGCAAAGCUGUCUUCCAAGAUUUCUUAAAAAUUAGGUCAAUUAAUAAAUUUCUUCUCGCUUACCCGAUCAAUAAACAAAAGGAAUUUAGAGAUCAUGUGGUUCGUUUUCUACAAAUGUUCAGCAAAGAAAGUGGAUUUACGAUUGAAUCAUGCAGUCGUUAUUCACAAGAAGAUAAGAAAGGGGCCAAACUUGUCGCUACAAAAUAUUGGCGCAAGGGAGAACAUCUCACUCGUUUGUAUGGUGUGGUGAGCGAAAUGUCAGUGAAAGAAGAGGAAUCCAUUCUUCGUCCUGGUAUCAACGAUUUUUCCGUCAUGUAUAGCACAAGGAAGCAAUGUGCUCAAUUAUGGUUAGGUCCGGGUGCCUAUAUCAAUCACGAUUGUCACCCAUCAUGUCAAUGGGUUUCAGUAGGGAAAACAGCAUCUAUUCAGGCAAUUCGAAACAUCGAACCGGGCGAAGAAAUUACAAUCUUUUAUGGAGAGGAUUUCUUCGGCGAUCGAAACGAAAGAUGCGAAUGUUACACUUGUGAACGACAUGGAACUGGGGCUUUUACUGGUUUGGAUGAAAACAGCGAUAGCAUGUCUGGAAGUAGCGUUGAAGUGGGAACAACAGAAGAAAGAGCCAAGACUCGAUAUGGAUUACGUGAGACGGUGUCUCGCUUGAAUCGACUUUCGGUGCCACGG